Messenger RNA from Sinocyclocheilus anshuiensis, 1231 nucleotides. RefSeq names its product ras/Rap GTPase-activating protein SynGAP-like. The record is from RefSeq and is a predicted model, not a curated record. The coding region runs from base 779 to 1231 and encodes 150 amino acids. The transcript has 4 exons. Lineage: Eukaryota; Metazoa; Chordata; Actinopteri; Cypriniformes; Cyprinidae.
GGCUGGCAGUGGCAUGUGAUUGAGGUGGAAAAGCGGUCUGGAUUUUGAAGUGUGAAAAGGUCUGUCUGUCCUCACCACAGGACCGGGAGGAAGGGAGGGAGGCAGGCCCAAACAACGAGUCACACUUAAAGUGGACGACAGAACAAUAAACGGAUACUUGCUGUUAUUUUGAUGAUUUUUGCCGCAUGGACAAUGCAGUAAACUCCUUCCCUCGAUCCAGGAAGACCGACGCCUGGAUUCAUUCAAUUAUUACUGCUGUUUCCAUCUUGACUCAUGGACACAGACAAGAAACAGCAGUCCAUCCGAAUAUUACUUCAAGAACUGCUGCUUGUUGCUACUGUUUUAACUUUUGGCUGCUGGUUCUGUUUAAGAAAACUAGGGUGAUCUGAAACUUUGCACAUUCGUAUUUUUAGGGUUUGAUAAGUGUUUAAAUACACUUUCGACGCUUUUUUAUAUCCGUAUUUCCUUAUUUUAUUGUAUUUUAUUGACGACUAGGUAGCUACAGUGCCCAGUAAUGUAAACAUAGAUUAGAGUCGCGCGUACAUCAUUUAUAUUCCAACUGUGAAACAAAGAAAAAUAUGGGAAACUCCAAACGUUUAGUUUGAACAUUGUCAUACUACUGUCGCUAGUUUAUCCGGCUUUAUUUAAACUCUUUUUAGCUGUAUGGUUUGAUACUAAACCAACGGAAAACAUUGUGACUGAGGCUCUCCUGCCACGCGCGUGGAAAUCCACCGGACUGGAGUCUUCACCUGGACGUUACCGUGGAGGUGUAUCGAGCAUGGAGACGGAUUCAGUAACCGGUGGCGACGUGGACUCGGUUCAGGGAGGCAUGAUUUCUUUAGACCCUGUGGUCGAUGGGAUUUUGAUGGACUCGUUUUGCCAGCAGCAGGGAUGGGUGCGUGUGUACGAUGUGAAGGGGCCGCCCAGCCACCGCUUCUCCUGCGGCCAGUCGCCGUUCACGGAGCCCUGCGCUUGGGAGAGGAAGUACUGCAUCCUGACCGAUAGCCAGCUCAUCCUGCUCAACAAGGAGGAAGAGAUGCCAUCUGAGGUCCGUGAAAGCCCCACAGCAUCCUCAUCAAAGGUUCGCAGCCUGAGAAGGACAGUUAGUGUGCCCUCUGAAGGACAGUUCCCAGAGUAUCCACCAGAGGGAACCUCCAUGUUAGCGGAAGCGUCUGCGGAGCGCUCUCCCAGGCGGAGGAGCAUAUCGGGGCUGCACUGCAAUCAUCAAUGA